GAAACUUCGCAAGAAGAUGAAGAGUUUAGACCAUACAGAGGCAGACGGCUCUUCUUCCCCGUCGGCAACACAACACACACAAUGUCGUCCACCCCCCCGAAGCCAACCACCAUCCCCAAUGGCAUCAAAUUCCUCUUCGGCGGCCUGGCAGGCAUGGGUGCCACCUGCUUCGUCCAGCCACUUGAUCUCGUCAAGAACAGAAUGCAGGUCGCUACGAGUAAAGAGCACAAAACGAGCCUUCAUGUGUUGCGACACGUCAUCAAAUCCGAGGGAGUGACAGCUCUCUAUUCUGGUUUGUCUGCCGGCUUACUGCGCCAAGCUACCUACACCACAACUCGCCUUGGUAUAUACACGUGGCUCUUUGAGAAGGCUUCGGGUCCCAAUGGGGAGCCUCCAAGUUUCCUUGUCAAAGCAGGCUUGGGAAUGGCUGCAGGUGUAGUUGGCUCAUUUGUUGGUACCCCUGCUGAGGUGUCCUUGAUCCGAAUGACGUCAGAUGGCCGACUCCCUCCCGCCGAGAGACGAAACUACAAAAAUGUAGUUGACGCGUUGGUUCGCAUGACGCGUGAAGAGGGUCUCUUCACCCUCUGGAGAGGGGCCAUCCCUACGAUGGGCCGUGCUAUGGUUGUCAACGCAGCCCAGCUGGCUUCUUAUUCACAAGCAAAACAGGCACUUAUAGGCACAGGUUACUUCAGGGACAAUAUAUUCCUUCAUUUUUGUGCCUCCAUGAUCUCAGGGUUAGUGACUACGGCUGCAUCCAUGCCUGUUGACAUUGCUAAGACAAGAAUCCAGAACAUGAAAAUUAUCGAUGGGAAACCAGAGUACAAAGGGGCCGUGGACGUACUUACCAAGGUCAUUCGAAACGAAGGCUUCUUUUCCCUCUGGAAAGGUUUCACCCCGUACUACAUGCGGCUGGGCCCUCACACUGUCUUGACGUUCAUAUUCCUCGAGCAAUUGAAUAUCACAUAUAAGAAGGUCAUUUUGGGAGAUGCCUCUGCAAAGGGAGGUGGUCUCUAAGUUGGUUGGUGUAGUAGGUAGGGUGCUAAUGAUGACAACCAUUAAACUGGACCUUUUUAAUUACACAUUGUGGGUUGUGGUGGAAGACAGGUACUAUGCUGUUUUUUUUUUUUAACAUGGGGCCAUAUUCUCCUCAGCAGGAUCUCUUUGACAUAAAAUGAGAAGAGUGGGAUGAUGUUCUGGUUUUAUAUUUUUAAGAUGUAGCUGUUAUUACCAGUGACAUGGUUCCCCUUAGGUUAGGGGUACCAUGCUGGGCAUUAUUGAAUCCAUUGCAGAUUUUUAAUGCUGGGUCAUCAUUGUAGAAAUGAAAAUAAACAGGAAACCUGCAUGCAUCUUAAAAGGGAUCAGGGACACCACUGAAGUUUAGGCAUUGUACGAGAUGAUUGCUUUUUUAGAAACUGUGUGUUUACACUGCAAGGCUUAUCAAUUUUAAAUGACAAAGAGGCAUAGUUUUUCACAGUUCUCGUAUUUUGCCAGUGGAAAUCUUUUCAGAGGGCAGAGUAUUUUUUAAAUCCCUUUUUAAAUUUUCAUAAGUCAGCUUGUCACUAGAAGGGUUGUCUUGAAAUGUUUGAAAGAGGUCCAGGUUUUUAAAUUUUGCCUUUUUUUUAACUUUCAUUUUGAGCUGUAGUGGUAAUUGUGUCUUGCUCAAUUGUAUGAGUAGUCCACCUCCCAACAAACUUCAGUUCAGCAUUUUUUAAAUUUUGCUUGGAUUUUGUUGAUUUUGUCUAAAGUUCCUCUUGAAGAUACUUAAACAUUAUGUACUCUUAACUAGUUCCUUAAUGCAUUCAGUUGCAUUUACCAUGCAUUUAUUUUCUUUAAUUUCUCAAACUCUUGUCUUCCUUUCUCAAUGCCUAAUUAGCACUUUUACGAGCGACUACACAUUUUGUGCGCUGUAAUGUACAGUGUUAUUGCAAUGUUGUGUUUUAAUGUAACAUUUCACAACAGCAUUGUUGUUCUUGCGAGUUAUACAGACUCAAUCAUAAGAGAAAACAGUCCAUUUUCAUCAAAUGCUUGUGACAAUUUUAUUGUAAUGAGAGACUUGCUGACUAACACCCUGACUAACUCACCAACUCCCCUGGUUAGGUCUUCAGUUUGGAAGGUUUCAAGAAAAUUAGACCAACGCACGUUGUUAAAGAAGACAAGGCAAUCGUUUAUGGUGCAGUUUUAGUGCAUUUCUUUGUUAACGUUGUACAACUAACACAUCAUAUUGCUAGAGGUACUAUUUAAAAAAAGUUCCCGAAAGGGACGAGUCCACUUAUGUGUUCUUUUGGUUGUUCAAAAGAAUGUUUGAUUCGCUUACUAACACUGUAUACUCCACAAGCAGUUGAUGGUACUUAAAUGAACAGUCUUUAACAUUCUUACGUGGUAUGGCAAGGUAAUACUACUGUACCCUGCUGAAUUAAUCAUUUCUUUGCUGAUGUGCAAAGAGAAAGAAAAAACAAAAAAAGACUUGUGAUAUGUAUGAUAUUGGCAAUUAAUAUAGUAAAGUCAUUGCUUAUUUUAAGUUACUGGUAGUUAUCUGUUUUUCCAGUCUUCUUCCUAUGCUGUAGGCAAGUUGAUAAUGUUGAUUACAACUUUUGUUAGUAUCUGCUAAGGAUUUUAUUGAAUAUUCAAGAAUAUUGGUUUGUCUUAGUUGUUGAAUCAAAGUGUGAUUUCAGCUAGUCUAGUUAAAGCAUCCAGCUGCCAUAGUUUUUUUUAAGAAAGCCAAGAAAGGGCGGAACCAUUUUGAGCAGCGUGAUCAAGAGUUGCCGGAAUAGGUUCCACAUAUAUAAUAUAUAUGUAUAUAGUUUAAUGAUAGGAAACGAGCAAGAUUAAAAUAGAAAAUAAUAGCAGGAAGCAAGGGCAACCUUAUCAUUUCCAUUUAAAAGCAAUAACACUGAAAAAAUCGACUGAUCCAGGCAAGCAAGCAGUCGGCAGUAAUGCUGUCAGACCAUGGGUUAAGUUAUUUGAUGAAUUGUAUAUGUACAGGUUUUAGCCAGUUAAUGCACAAGGUAUUAUCAAAUAUUUGGGGCUUGUUCUAAGUUGUUUGUGAUCACGGUAGCAUCGUAAAAUAGAUUAGUAUUGUAAAUCCAUUAAGAAAGUUGGUUAAUAAGCUUGUUUGGACGUUUUGCAUGCACAACAAAGCAUUAGAGGUGCCAUCUGUUUUGAGAUAGAAAUGGUGGGCAAGUCAUUUUGCAGUGAGAAAAAAAUAGAUCUGACAGUGAAAUAGGGUAGAAAAAUUGUAAUUAUCCUGACUAAGGUGUGUUGUUGAUUUUUUGCCAGUUAAAUGUCUUCAGGUGUGUGGUAGUGAAAUUUAGUUUGAUAUAUUCAGUGUUAAAACUUCAACUAUUAAGAAAUUGUACUGUAAUUUAUUUUCAAAACAUUUGGAUGAAUAUUCAGUCAAGUUAAUACAAUGUACAUUAACCUAUGUAUAUGAAGUAAAAUUAAGUUAAUUGACGGUUUAAAAUUUCAACAUUUGUCAGAUAAAACUGAUCAUAGGUGAUGUAACUGUAUGAUUUGUGUACUCGAAUGAAAACUCAUCAGAAAUAGAUAUUGGCGUCAGUAUUUAGUCAGCAUGUAACUUAAUGUGUGGGCUAUUAGGUCGGUCAGUUUGUUGUAUUGUAUUGUACACUGUUUGAACAAUGAGCCGUGAGUUAGUGACAUUUCAUUAGGGAUACAGGAACCAAAAUGAUUUAUGCUGUUGGCUGUUAACAUUUAACAUUUUUGGUAAAUGUGAAGGCGACGAUUGUACUAAGAUAUUGUUUAAUGUAAUUUUUGCACUAGAUAUAGAAAUAGGUGUACAGUAUAUAAUACAGUAGAGGUGGGAUAAUUUGAGAAAGUUACUGUCUUUAGUUUCAUGUUUUUACGUUCAUCCCCGUGGGGCUGGCAUUGAACUUAGCAGUUCUGCUGGACGUUGUGUUUAGUACAUACCAGCCCAUUGGGGAUGAAAGCAAAAAUAUGAACAUGACUGUAAAUUUUCUGUUAUCUAGGUGAAUUUCACAAAUGAUCUUGCUUGUACUGCAUUAUAUACGCCCUUUUCUAUAUUCUUUGGUCAAGGAAUUAUGCUACGAUAUCUUUCUGCAGCCAUUUCCUGUACAUUUACGUUUUUAUCGAGUUUUGAGUCGUGUUUGUCGGUAUCAUUGGAAUAAAGGUUAAGUGUUGUUUUUUCUGUUAUUGUUAUUGAGAACAUGAAAGUGCUUUAGCAUGUUAUAUUCAGAUUGUUGGAGUACUAUUUAGGAUUGUAGCUAAUGAUUUCCAUGACCAUAUUCGUGUGAGUGUCAGCAUGAUCUUGUGUGAUGGUUACUCUUCCUUUAGCAGGACACUUUAAUAUCAUUGUACAGAUUCUGGAAACUGUAAAUAUACAUACUGUAGUGAUGUUGACCAAGGGACUGUAUAAUAUUGUAGAAAUUAAAAUAUUUAGUGCAAUGGAAAUUUUUAUUAAAAUUGAUGAAGGAGCAUCAAGAAGUUAAUUUUCA
Macrobrachium nipponense is the source of this 4469-nucleotide messenger RNA. Its product is annotated as mitochondrial 2-oxoglutarate/malate carrier protein-like. Lineage: Eukaryota; Metazoa; Arthropoda; Malacostraca; Decapoda; Palaemonidae. Bases 82 to 1014 code for a protein of 310 amino acids. The transcript has 6 exons. Gene Ontology annotation, molecular function: transmembrane transporter activity. The record is from RefSeq and is a predicted model, not a curated record.